Molecule: messenger RNA, 1606 nt
Organism: Solea solea (common sole)
Lineage: Eukaryota; Metazoa; Chordata; Actinopteri; Pleuronectiformes; Soleidae
Gene: slc25a20
Product: solute carrier family 25 member 20
Exons: 10
Coding region: 130-1035 (301 amino acids)
Biological process (GO): mitochondrial transport; carnitine transmembrane transport
Cellular component (GO): mitochondrial envelope
Molecular function (GO): O-acyl-L-carnitine transmembrane transporter activity
Source: RefSeq, a predicted model, not a curated record
CGGGUAGCUAAGUGGGUGAAAGGUUUGACAGCAGCAGCAGCAGCUCAGCGGCGGCGUCUCUCUCCGUCUCUCUCCGUCUCUCCCCGUCUCUCUCCCGCACACUCACAGCGACCAGAGCGGAAAGUCAAAAUGUCCAAACAGCCGCAGCCGAUCAGUCCGCUGAAGAACUUCUUCGCCGGAGGCUUCGGAGGAGUCUGUCUUGUCUUCGCGGGACAUCCACUCGACACCAUUAAAGUGCGUUUACAAACUCAACCCAAACCUAAGCCGGGAGAGAGACUCAUAUAUGCCGGAACCCUUGACUGUUUCAAGAAGACGUUAGCCAAAGAGGGUAUGAAAGGUCUUUAUAAAGGCAUGGCCGCUCCGAUUAUUGGGGUCACGCCGAUGUUUGCCGUCUGUUUCUUUGGAUUCGGACUCGGCAAGAAACUACAACAGAAAACUCCACAUGAUAUUCUUACGUAUCCACAGCUGUUUGCUGCUGGGAUGUUGUCGGGCGUGUUCACCACGGCCAUCAUGGCUCCUGGAGAGAGAAUCAAAUGCCUCCUACAGAUCCAGGCAACGACCGGGGAGGUGAAGUAUGCCGGACCCAUGGACUGUGUCAAACAGCUGUACAGACAGUCGGGGAUCAAAGGAAUCUACAAAGGCACCGCACUGACUCUCAUGAGAGAUGUUCCAGCGAGUGGCAUGUACUUCAUGUCCUACGAGUGGCUCAAGAACCUCCUCACACCUGCAGGAAAAAGCCAUAAUGAGCUCAGCGUGCCCAGUAUCCUGUUUGCUGGAGGAAUGGCCGGCAUCUGUAACUGGGCUGUCGCGAUUCCAGCCGAUGUUCUCAAGUCUCGUUUCCAGACAGCUCCAGAGGGAAAAUAUCCCAACGGUUUCCGGGACGUUCUGCGGGAGCUGGUCAGAGAAGAGGGCGUGGCUUCAUUGUACAAAGGCUUCAAUGCUGUCAUGCUUAGAGCUUUCCCCGCCAACGCUGCUUGUUUCUUAGGAUUUGAGUUUGCAAUGAAGUUCCUGAACUGGUUAGCGCCAAACCUGUGAUGAAGGCUCAGCGUCGCCUCGUUCAGUUUGUGAAGUGAAUCCCAGGAACUGUGACACACAACAGUGGACGCGCACACACACACACACACACACUUUUAUCAAAUUUCCAUUAAAGUACUUGAUUUUCUUUGAUUCGCUGUGGUACUGUGGAGGACGUGGACUGUUCAGACGUGCUCGCAGUUCAGCGCAGAGAUGUUUUCACAACUCUGAUGCCAGUUCUCUCACACACACACACACACACACACAGUGGAAUGUUUUCACUCCUGUUUUUGUUUGACUUUUUAUUGUUUUUCUUCAGUUUUGUUGCGUGUGAGGGAAAAGGAGUAAACCGAACAUGUCGUGCCUUACCUUUUUGUUAUCUGCAGAUCAGGGAAAAGGUGCAUUUAGUUAAACUGUGUGUGUGUGCACUCUCAGUCUCAGCAAUACACACCUCUCAGACUGUCCUGUGUCCGGUAACAGUCUAACACCUCACACCACUCAGUGACUUGAACACAGUCGGUGAGAUUUAUUGAACAGAAUAUGAUUGUUGUCAUGUACAGAAAUAAAAAAACAAAUCGACUUUUAGAAAUGA